Protopolystoma xenopodis is the source of this 1287-nucleotide messenger RNA. Lineage: Eukaryota; Metazoa; Platyhelminthes; Monogenea; Polystomatidea; Polystomatidae. The record is from the annotation of a GenBank genome assembly.
UUGUCUCAUAGGGCCUCUCAUGCUCCAAAUGCUACAAGAAAAAGGAUUGAUCAUGAUGAUAGAUCCAAUUAUGCAAUUAAAAAACCUGUAAUUGAUCCAUCUAAAGUUCGAAUGCUUAAAAUGACAGAUGAACGGCCGAAAACAGCUCCAUCAUUUUUAUCAAAUAUUUCAGAGUAUCAAAGGUCAUUUGGGCAGCCACCAUCAGAUUAUUAUCCUAGACACAUCAUUCACUCUGACACUAUGUUUCACCAAUCAAGGAUAACUUCUUCGAAUACUAAAAAUGAAAUAAAUUUUCUUGAAUCAGAAUAUAAAAGGCAAUAUCGUCCUUACACGUAUAUGCAUGAGGAGCCAAUAAAAAAGGCCAAGAUACUAUCUAAUAAUGAACUUUUGGCAAGAAAUCAAAACAAGGCUAAGACUAAAAACAUGCAUAAGGCAGGAGAUUGCAAGAGCGGGAUUCCUGUUCAUUCUAUAGAUAUUCCUCAAAAGAAUAAAUUGCGCUUUCUUUCAGAGUACCACGAAAAAUUUGGUCGCUUUUUCUCCAACGUACAUGACCCUAGUGAAAAUUCAGAAUUGAGAAAGUGGAGGGCUGAGUUAUCUGAACUGCGCAAUCAGGCAAAGUUUUACCAGGAAAGAUUUAGAGGAUCCCACUUUUCAAGACAUCAUUUGGCCCAACUUCAUUCAAUAUACAAUAAUUAUUGGGAUGAAAUAAGUACUCAACGAAGUGGGGCUUACCUAAGAACGGAUCCAUUUCUUAUGCCACCUGCGGGUAAGCCUUCAUCUGACAAGGAAAGUCUGGCAUCUCUGGCUUCUUUAAGUGAGUCUGGCUAUACUUCUUGUGGGGAGCAGGUCAAAUCUAGUAUUAAUAGCAGUGUCUUGGACAGAAUCUCUUCAGGGCAUCAUUCAGCUGUUGAAGCCCCGCAUUAUUCUAGUCCAUUAAAAGAUCAAAAUACACUACUUAUGGUCGACUACGAUGGCGGACUAAUUAAUGGGAUACAUCCUUCUUUAAGGAGGCCAUGUAGUAGCUUUUCUCCGAAGACAAAACAAGAAUUCUACGGGCAUAAUGCUUCUGUAUCUCAAGCCAACGAAAAUUCUAGUAAUAGUGGUUCAAUAAAAAUCUUGCAACACGGAGACAGCUCAGAGGUAUCUAGCUUGGCUUCCGUAACAGAGCAUUCAAUCUUACCUCAAACAAGUCAAAAUGCCGAAUAUUAUUCUAAUAAAAGUUACAAUGAUCGAUGUUAUCGCCUAGCAAUUGGAGCCCAGGAUGCAUUUAGGCCUCAGUCGCAUUAA